This is a messenger RNA of Mugil cephalus (flathead mullet), 5827 nucleotides long. RefSeq names its product xin actin-binding repeat-containing protein 1. Gene Ontology annotation, cellular component: stress fiber; plasma membrane; actin cytoskeleton. The coding region runs from base 891 to 5591 and encodes 1566 amino acids. The record is from RefSeq and is a predicted model, not a curated record. Gene Ontology annotation, molecular function: actin filament binding. The transcript is spliced from 4 exons. Gene Ontology annotation, biological process: actin cytoskeleton organization; actin filament bundle assembly. NCBI's taxonomy places the organism in Eukaryota, Metazoa, Chordata, Actinopteri, Mugiliformes, Mugilidae.
GCGUUUAACCGUAUUAAUCCAUCUGCUGCCAAACAGAGCUCGUAAAUGUAUGAAAUGUUCAAAGUGUAAUUCCACGCAGCGGACCUUCUCUUUUUUAAUGAGCUUUUAUCUGUAGCUGAAGCCCAGAGUGUAAAACAAAGGUGUCAAUUUUGAAAACGUCUACAAAUUAAUUAAUUUUCAGGUCCAGCACUAGUUCACAGGUCUUCAACAGGGGGUCCGUAACCCCUAGGGGAUUCGCAGAGGUACUGCGGCGGGGUCACAAAGUCUGCGAAACUGGAAUCAAACCCCCAAUCAGCUCGAUUUGUCUUGAAGUGUCGGUAAAGAGCAGAUUAGUAUUCAACAAAUUUACUGAAAAAAAUACAUGUUACUAAAAAGUAUUCCGCCUUUCGUCCACUACCGACAAAUUAAUCUCAGUUCAUCGGGCAAACAUUCCCUAGAAAGCCUCCUAUACGUGUCAGGUCAGCCGUGUGGAUGGUGUGAAUGAAAGGGAAGACACAUCGGAGGCACGGUGACUCUGCAGAGAGAGCUGUGAUUGACUCAAGCUGGUGCGAGAGGAGCAGGCCUCUCCACGGCGGGACAGAAAUAGCCGGCGUGCAACAAGUCGCGAGUAAGAGCGUGAGGGUGCAGGGGUCAGCUGUCUCCGGGGAGGGGGACAAGAGCGGAGACAGAAAGAGGGAGCGAGCCAGGGAGGCAAGAGGCUCUGCUGAGGGACAGAAAACCGACGGGGAAACUAGACUAGAGUAUUUCGCAAAGAUUUGAAGAAAUUAAGACGACGGAGAGGAAAGAAGCGGGAAUUAUCAGUCCUCUAUGAAAAGAGGAGGUCGAUUGCAGACUUAAGAGACAGUUCUUUCACCCAGACCAAGGACAUACUGUCUGUGUCGGUCAAAGCGAUGUCUGCUAUCUAUCUGUCAAAAGUGGCGCCCAAGGAAUCAACACCCAGCCUUUUGAAACCGGGACAAGAUCAGACGCGUGACUCUGGGAAAAAAGUGAAACUAACCAAGAUGGUCGAAGACUCCCAACACAGGAAAGACGACCUCCCUUCACCUCCUUCAGCUGCACAUCAGCCAGGACCAGAAGAAAUCUCUGGCGCACAUUCUCUACAUCCCAUGCCAUCCCAACCCUCCAAAGAAAUGUUAUACCAACGGCGACAGAAGUGCGAGUUGAAAAGGCUCCUGAAGCACACCCACCCAGAGCUGAAGAUGUUGGAUGAUGUUGUGGAUGAGGAGCUCGCUGAGGUUUUGACCUCAGAAACGGUGACAGCUGGUGAAACUGGAUACGAGGGAGAGGUCCUCUCAAGGCGCAUGAUAUUUGAGAACUGUGGGCUGAGUAACAGAAUAUCUCCUUACCCUCCCAAGAUGCACGCGGCAGAAGGAACAGUGGAAAGAUGUGAUUUCAGUAAAACGCCAGCUGUUUUAGCCAAGCCAAAGCAGGGGCCUCAUGCUGAAAGUGUUAAAGAGAUCACAGAGGAUAGUUUCAGGCCAGAUCUUAACAGAGCGUGUGAGGAGGAGGAGGUGAUAAAAAUAGAUGUUCAAGCUACCAGAAGGAUAUUUGAGAGUCAGUCUGUGAACACAUCUAGGCCAAAUACAGAUAAUAAAUUUCAGGGGAAAUUUUCUAUUUCUGGGGCUGACACAAAGGCAGCCCGAAAACAAAGUGCCGAAGAUGACUUUUCCAGUAUCAAAGAGGCUUCUGCUGGUGAAACACUCUUUGCAGACGAGUCCUCGGGUUUUCCCGAUUCAGAAACAAUAAGAACAAGUGCGGCUCUUUUCGAAAACAAUCCUUUUAUCUCUACAAACAUAGAAAGAGAGCACACUUCAAAAACUCAAAUCCCAGCAGAAGGCAGUGGGGCAGUGGAGGACUGCGUGACAGCGAACGUGAAGAACAGAACCCAUCUGUUUGAAUCAAUGCCGUUCGACAAAAUCAGGCAUCAGAACAAGGAUGAAAUUGAGAUGAUGGUUGAGAACAUCAAGGAAACAUUGAUUUUUCUCUACGGUGUUAAUGCCAUUCAUUCAUCUGGCUCAAUCAUCGAGGUGAAUGAGACGAUGAUCGCCAAAAAGGCUCGAUUCGCGCUAUUAGAAAGCGGGCCAGAGAUAAAAUACGAUGAGGUGGCUGAAGGCGGCGCGCAAAACUUUAUAGUCCAGCUCCUCCCGCGGGUAAACCUAAAGCCUCAGAUCACGUACCUAAAGGAGGACGGUAAAGGGUGUAUGGAGGCCACAGUGGUGAAUGUACCUGUUCACCAGCAUCAGUUCAGCACCAGCAAAGACACAGAGUUUAAAACUGCCCAUGUGGUUCAGCUUGUUGAGGAUAUUCUCAACCAGGAUAACUCUCUGAGGAAAGGAGUAAUCAUUCAAGAAGAUGUAAACAACUGCGCUAGAGUAAUUGUUUACUCUCUUUACAAGUACUUUGAUGAGGAAGAUGUGAAGGGCUACAGUCCUCCACAAGGUGCUGAGUUUGUUGAACCAGGGACAGAAAGAGCUGACAAAGGAACUGAAUCAACCUUAAGUGGCCUUCAAGAUCAAACCUCAGUAGUAUCCGACAGACCUGCAGUCACAGUAAAGGGAAAUGUAAAACUGUUCAAGAGUUGUAUUGAAAAGGGAGAUUUGGAGUUUUUAAGAUCUCUUCAAGCCGAAGCAACAGUUGAAGAGCAAGAUGUGGUUAGCCAGGAUGUAGAACUACUUCAUGAACAGAGAGAUGGUCAGGACUGUACUCCAGAGUGGGUUCCAGUGGAUGUAAAGAGGCUAAAAAGCAUCUUCUCUGGAGAUCAAAGUCAAAUCCAACCGAAGAAAAACUUCCACGAACGUCCAUCUGAUACAAUUCCUCGUGCAUUUACAGGAUAUAAUGUGUUACUUGAAAAAAGCCAGUCCUCUACAGAAUGUAACACUGGAGUUAUGCUCCAUAAACAGGAAAAGACUUCCAUUAGGGAGUGUGGUGGACAAGCACAAGAUGAAGUAUGUAACUUCAAAGUUGUGCUACAGGAGUCUAAUUUGCAUUUAGGGACACAGGAUGAUGACAGGGUUCACCAAGCUGAAUUAGUCGAGGUGGUAGAUGACAACGAUGAGAUCAAUAACCUCCAAACUGCAAUACACUGUCUCCAGCAGGCAACAAACGAGGCCAAAUCUUUGUGUUACUCAUCACAAGAAAAAACAAAAAUCCAAGAUUCACCCAAAGAACCUCUCGUCUCGGUUACAGCAGAUAGUAUCAAACAUUCAAUCACAGAAGCAGGAACACCUCAAGCAAAUGACGACCAAAAAGCGGACUCAUUCCCUGAACCAAGGUGCAGUGAGCUCCAGUCGGUCUGCAACUUCACCUCAGGACAUAAAUUAGACAAUACAGAGACAUGCCAGAAAAGCAGCACUCCUGAGGAAGCUCUAACUAGAGGUCAAAACAUCGCUCAGGUGGUACAGAGUCAACCCUUUGUGUCUGAUGUGGUCUCUGCACAUUGUUCAGAAGCAACAUCUGCAACACAAGAGGAGGAGGAAGUUGUUUUUCAGGGUAAAAUUCAAGCAGCUUUGGAAUCGUUAGAGAAAUCCAACAUCAAUGUCUCAAGGGGAGAUUUUAAAGCAGCUAUGAUUUACAGAAACUCUUCUCAAACUCACCAAGAACAAUUGCAAAAUGUGUCCGCUCAAAAGCCCAAUAUACAGGAGUAUACCUCUGUUGCUGAACCUCAACCACCUCAAGCUCCAAAUUCAGAGUCUUUGAACCAAACUGAAACCCUGAGAGAACCACCUAUAAGUACUGUUACCACGAAAAGCAAAGGGCCCACUGGUCCAAAACCAGCCAUUCCACCCAAACCAGAACAUCUUAACUUAAAGCAAAUACCUAAUCAAUCAGCCAACACAAAGAAUCCGACAGCUACAGCUAGCACUGAAAUGGUUCCUCAAGUUCCUCAACCAUUGCCAAAGAUAUUAAUUUCAUGUAAGGAUGAACAUAAGGAAGAGAAGUUUAAAUAUAAUAGUGGGACAGACUCAGCAUUUGAUUCAUUAGAUGAAAGAAAGGAACUUUCAGUUAAAUCUGUACAGAUGUCUCAGGAAGUUCAAGGUUCUGCUAUUGCCGUACAAAAUGAUAAAAUGGAUAAGAAAGUCCCUGGUGAGAUGAAUGUCCCAAAAGAGGAGAAAAUCCCCCAGGAUUUACCACCAAAAGAUAACACAAAUGAAACAGAUGAAAGCCACGUAGAUUUCCACGAAGCAUGUCAGAAAUUUGGAGGUAAAAAGGGAUUUUCAAUGAAGACUCCCCCUGUGAAGCCAAAACGAGUAAGAAUUGCCCAGCCCGAAAAUAAAAACUCAAAAAUAAUGUCUGGGGGCAACGAUGCACCUGUUCUUCCACCUGUGGAUCCUGAACCAGCACAUAUCAUGUCUGAUCCAUCUCAUAACAACUAUGGACGAACACACGACAAUAAAGACAAGCAAGAGAAAGAAAUGACGCAAGAAAUAAAAGUUGAGUUGAGGGAAAAGAAAGGACGAACCGAAACAGAGGACGAACGCCGACAGCGGCUGUCAGUUCACAUGGAUGAGAUCAUGAGAGGGAACAUAGUGGCGGCAAUGGAAAUUUUUGACAACUUACGAAAGCAGGAGGAACUGCAGAACAUUCUCAGCCGGGUUGAAGACAUUGAACAGGACACGAGUGAGGUUGAUGUAACGUCUCUGAGGAGAGUAUUUGAGAACGUCCCUGACUGGGUUGUCAGCUCUGACAAAAAGAAACAAAAAAAGGUCAGAGCAGAAAACAAAGACAAAAAGCAGCAGUUACCGAGAGAGAGCACCGAAAGUAAAUCCUCAAUGGCCCUUGUUUUUGGAGAUCUUGAGCGCGCUAGUGAGGAAAUCAUGAGUUUAAAAGAGCAGACUUUAGCCAGACUUAUGGACAUAGAGGAAGCCAUAAAGAAGGCGCUUUAUUCUGUCUCUACACUGAAAUCUGACUCAGAUAUUGCUGGUUUAUCGUGUCUGUUCAAAGAAUCCUUAGGGAUCCCUGCUCCAUCCUCUGGCAAUAUUAGCAAAAUUAGCAUAGGGUCAAGCAGAAUGAAAUCAGAGCAGGAGCAGGAAAGUGCUACCAAGCUGGGAAACACAGCUCAACCACCCGGGCAAAGUGAAAACCUUGUAAAGCAACGGGCAAGUCCUCCGUCUUCGCCUGCAUUCAUAUCCAUCCAGUCAGCAGCUAGAAAAGCGGAUAAAGCACAAGCGCCACCACCGGAAACCUCAAUCUGCCCAGCGUGCCAGCAGAGCCCGAAGCCGGAGGAGACAUUUCGAACAACAAAGACGCUGACGUGCAGCAGCCCUGCUCAGAGCAGAAGAUACGACCCCAGGAAAGGAGGCCAAAAACAAUCCACCUCCAGCCACCUCAACCCAAAUCCAGAACUAGGAGUGCUCGAGGUGCAGGGGAACAGCAUCACAGGAACUAAAACUGUCACCGAAAAUUAUGAGAGGACCGAUAACCUCGGUAACCGGUUUUACUCAUCCAAAACCUCCACUGUUGUCAAUACUCAGCCAGAAACAAAGACGUCCCCUACACAUCAGGUCGUGAUCAGUCCAGUUACAAAUCAGGUCACCACAUACCCAGAAGUUCAGCUGUCAGUUAAUCAGAUCAACACAUCAGUACCUAAAUAGCCAAAUGCUGUGUUUUUUUUCAUAUUUUAUUCUGAGAUGUCAUGUACAUAAUAAUGUGUUACUUUUGUUAGGUUUGCUUUUUUAUUUAUAUAAUAUUGUCACUGGUGUUAGAUUUUCUUGUUGACGUUUACUUCUUAUUAUUUAAAACUGCGUUUGAGUUGUUGAAAGUAAACAUACGUCUGUCGCUCAUCCCACUGUAUGUGUUACGAGUGGUUGGUUAAAGAUUUUGACUUCAA